Molecule: messenger RNA, 5232 nt
Organism: Cotesia glomerata
Lineage: Eukaryota; Metazoa; Arthropoda; Insecta; Hymenoptera; Braconidae
Gene: beta-Man
Product: beta-mannosidase
Exons: 9
Coding region: 379-5136 (1585 amino acids)
Biological process (GO): DNA repair; carbohydrate metabolic process; glycoprotein catabolic process
Molecular function (GO): DNA binding; beta-mannosidase activity
Source: RefSeq, a predicted model, not a curated record
AGCCGUAUAUUCUCUUUUGGAAACUUUAUUUUAAUUAAUUCUGUCAAAAUAUUUGAGAUAUAAUAUAAAAAACAAAAUUUUUGAAGUCAUCAUUACGGGUUACCAAAAAAAAAUCAAUUUUUGCUUGAAAACAUAACAAACGUGAUGUACAUUUUACUCAUUUUACGGUAUUGUGCUCGUUAUAACCAAUCAGAAUUCGCAAAUUUUGAAAAUAUUUGUGAAUUGUCCAAUAGUAAAUUAUUUUCUUAAAACGUUACCAUAACCUUAAAAAAAAAUACAUAACCAUUGUUGUUUUGUACACUUCAAAUGCCGAAUAUUGUUGUAUUAAAUGAUAAUUAAGCAAUUAGAUUUUAAUACAAAUGUAUAAAAUACGUCAGUAUGGAAUCUCGGAUUAAAAAUAAAUCAAGAAGCAACUUAAUUGAUCAUCGUGAAACUGGUCAAGAUGAGAUGAAAAAACAACUUACUGAAUUGGGCAUGUACGAAGAAGGAAUGUCUUUUACAGAAAUGAAAGACACUUUAACAGUUGUUGAUAAUUCUAAACUAUCAGUUGAACAGGACUCUAUGGAAUUUUCACCACAACCGAAUUUAGAUAAAGUUGUUACAUCACUUCAGACACCACCAUCACCAAUUGACAGUUAUGUAAAUAAACAAAUAAAAGAUGAAGAUCUGAAUUCAGAAUCACGAAUUAGUGAUCAACUAAAAAACUUACAUCAGUUAUCACCAAAAACAGAAAGUAAUUUAGAUUUACAUCAAUCUAAAAUAGAUGAGAAAAUGUCAUCUCAUUGCGCUGCUGAUUCUUUUAUUAACAGUGAGUUGAAGUCUUCUGAUUCAACAGAUUACCAGAAAUCAAAAUCUUUUGAAAAUGUUUGUAGUAUAGAAGAUAAUCAUCGUUUAAAUUUAUUAAACAGUAAAAAACUGGACAAUCAUAAACUUUUGAAACUCAAUUGUUUACCUUCAACUCGACAAAAAUUUUCUAUGGUUGGUGACUUCUCUCAUAAUUUCAAUGCAAUUUUCGAUCAGCAAUGUAAAACUCUAAAUGAAAUGGCAAUAAUGUGGCAUAAUUAUAACACAAAAUCGGAAAGUUGUGAAAUUCAAUGGGGGUCACCUAUUAAGGUUGAAAUAGCUAAUGGAAGUUUGGAUAAAAAACCAUAUUUACCUCCAGAUGAAGAUCAAGACAUUUUAGAAGUAGAUAAUGUGGAAAAAACACCCAUACUAACUGGUCUUCGACCAAGAUUAGCACCGAAAAAUUAUAAUGAUGUCAUUCUUGAUGAUGAUAAUGAUGUUAAAAACAACAAUAAUAAUGAUGAUGAUGAUGGUGGUGGUGGUGAUGACGUUGAACCGAUAUUUCAAAAACGUAAAAAAAUAUCUACUUCUAUCCAAAAACCACCUGUCCAGCCACCGGUUAGAAAACGAAGUGCUGUUAAAACCAAAAAAAAGCAAUUUCAAGAAUCCGUUACAGAAGAAGAAAGUCAUUCAGUUGCAAAAAAUUCAAUCAACUCCAAAAAUCAGUCGACAAACUCACGUAAACGAGCAGCUAAGUCACCAACCCCUGAAUAUCCUGAGCUUAAUAGCUCAAAAAGAAUCAUUGUACCAAGUCAAACAUCGAACUCACUAAACUCCACGGAAACUAAAUUGAAUAAUAGUCAAUCGAGUAAACCAAACACGUUUUCAAUGGAUGAACAAAAAGAAAAAAUAAAUAAAAUAUCUAAAAAUUUAAACGCCGAUGAAAUCGAAUCGAUGAUUACAGAUGAUGAAGAUGAUGAAGUUGUACCAAAUUCUCAAGAACCCGAAAAAUGUACGGAUCGAUUAAACAGAUCAAGUAAAUUGUUACAGCAAUCUAAAUUUAUUGAAAAUAAAGAACGAGAAGAGGCUGAAAAGUGGAAAAAAUUAUUUGUUGAAGGUAAAGAACUUGAAAAAGAAAAUCGACUCCGUAGUAGAAUUAAAGAGCAUACAGUAAUGGCUUUGAAACGGGAAGAAGAAGAAAAAAAAGAACAAGAACAACAAAAUAAAUAUCGUAAUGUAACAACACGACGAUCAAACAAGUGGUUAACUACAAGAAAUGAAUUAGACGCUGAACACUCUCAGAGUAAACAGCCAAUAGUUGUCAACUCGGAUGAUGAGUCGUCUAUGAUGGGAAAAGAAGAGAUAAGUUCAGAUGAAGAUACUUCUACUGGAUACAAAAAUGUUCAAUGCCCACUUUGUAAUAAAUAUUUUACUCCCAAUAAAAUAGAGUCUCAUGCUGAUCAAUGUGCUUCAAUUUCUGAUAAUGUACAAAAGCAUGGUAGUCAAAGCGAAGAAAAUUCUGAAGUGAGUAAAACUUCGCCACCAUUACUAACCUGUCAAAACUGUAACAACUUUAGAACAAGAGACAGUAAAAUUUUUGAAACGCAUUGCUCAUAUGAAUGUGAUCAGAAUUUUAAUGACCAAGAUACUGUGAGUAAUAAAAAACCAACAAUGUCUAUGACUGUCCAGCCCACAUCAUCAACGUCUGAUCAAUCAAGUAGAAAAAGAAAACGCUGUUCUAACGUGAUGGUCCCUGUCGAAUCGUAUAUUUUUCUUGAAGAACAACAAUAUAUUAAUAAUACUUUUAUUGAUGAUAAUGAUAUAAAAAAUAGAUGGGUUGGCAAUAGCACCUUUUUAAUUAGAAGUCAAUUCCCAUCAACCUUGAAUAUGCUUCAGGCUCAGAAGCUUUUACUCAUUUUUCAUGGGAUCGAUACUUUUUCUAAAAUAGAACUUAAUGGUCACGAAAUAGGCAAAACGGAUAAUAUGUUUACACGAUAUGUUUUUGAUAUUAAAGAUUACAUAAAAAAUAAUGCAAGCUCAAGUAACAAGUUGAUGGUAAUAAUUGAAUCUUCGAUGAAAUUAGCUAAAGAUUUAUAUUAUAAUCAUAGUCAAAAAUACAUUGUUUAUCCAAAAUGUGUUCCAAAAACAUAUCAUGGCGAGUGUCAUGUUAAUCAUAUUCGUAAAAUGCAAGCAAGCUUCGGUUGGGAUUGGGGUCCAGCGAUACCUACUAGUGGAAUUUGGCGUGAUGUCGAUCUUAUGAUAGUGCAAGAUGCUGUAAUAUUGGAUCAUACAGUAGAUUUGUAUGAAAUUAAUAAAACGAACUGGAGAAUAAAUGUAACUGUUUUUCUCGAAAUAGCUCUCAUUAGUCCAAGUGAGCCGAUUCAAUGUGAAUUAUCGAUCAUUUUAAAAAUAAAUAGUUCUUAUUUAAAUAAUUCAAAAACAAUUAAUCUGCUCAAUAGUCAACAGCAAUCUAUAUCUUUAGAUGUUCUUGAGAGUCAAAUACAUCGUUGGUGGCCAAACGGUUAUGGCUCUCAAACUCUUUAUAAUAUAACAACCAAAUUGAAAACCAAAAGUGGUGUACAAAUACGUAAAAAACGUAUUGGUUUUAGAACAGUUAAGUUAGUCCAGGAACCUUUAAAAAAAGGUUUGAGUUUUUAUUUUCAAAUUAAUGAGAUUCCAAUUUUCGCAAAAGGUAGUAAUUUUAUACCGAUGAGUAUAUAUCCAAGUAAAUCAUCGAAUCAGACAUACGCAAGGUAUCUUUUGGAAUCAGCAAAACAAGUUAAUAUGAAUAUGCUUCGAGUUUGGGGCGGUGGUGUAUAUGAGUCUGAUUUUUUUUAUGACUUAGCUGAUGAAUUAGGAUUGAUGAUUUGGCAAGACUUCAUGUUUGCUUGUUCUAUGUAUCCAACUACACCUGAAUUUUUAGCUUCAGUAAAAGAGGAAGUUAAGCAGAAUGUUUGGAGACUCAAAUCCCAUGCAUCAAUCGUUAUUUGGGCAGGGAAUAACGAAAAUGAAGCAGCUUUAUACGGCAAUUGGUAUGGUACUGGAACGCAAAAAAUUUACAAAAAUGAUUACAUUGAACUGUACGUAAAUUUAAUAAAAUCAGAAGUUAAAAAAUUAGAUUCAACCCGUCCUUUUGUCGUAUCAAGCCCCAGUAAUGGAGACUGGGCAGAUCAGAAUGGUUGGAUUGGAACAGAUCCAUAUUCUACUUUUUAUGGAGACAUUCACUAUUAUAAUUAUUUAGCUAAUGGAUGGGAUAUUAAUAUUUAUCCUCGCCCACGGUUUUCGUCAGAGUAUGGUUUCCAAUCGUUGCCAUCAAUUUACAGUUUAAAAACUGUAGUCAAUAAUUUAAAAGAUUUAACUAUAGAUUCGCAAUUUUUGCAACAUCGUCAACAUUUGCCGGGUGGAUGUGAAUUUAUGAAAUCGCUGAUAACAAAAAAUUUAAAACUUCCCGAAACCACUGAUGCACUAAAUUAUUUUGAUAAUUAUAUUUAUUUAAGUCAAAUAAAUCAAGCCCAAUCUGUUAAAGUACAAACAGAAUCAUAUCGCCAAGCCAAAAGUUAUACUUAUGACUCGGGUGAAGGUAAUACAAUGGGCGCACUUUAUUGGCAACUAAAUGAUGUUUGGCCCGCACCUUCAUGGUCAUCAAUUGACGAAGGGGGCAGCUGGAAAAUACUUCAUUAUUUUGCUCAGAAUUUUUUUGCACCGAUCAUUAUAAGUCCAAGAUUAUCACCAACUAAUGAUAUAACAAUAUUUAUUGUUUCCGAUGAAUUGAACCCGAGAUAUAAUUGUUCGGUCGAAAUCAAUGUCCACAAAGUACAGAAAGAAAGAUUUUCUAACAUUAUUACCCAAAAAUUCAACAAUGUUACUAUUAAUGCAAAUAUAGCUUAUGAAUUAUCAACGGUAAACCUUGAAGAAACACUCACAAAUGCCUCUUGCGGUGCUACCUUAAUUGAAGCGAAAAAGAAUUGUCUAAUUGAUAUGAACUUGAAAGACCAUGAUGGAAACCAAAUAGCACCAACUAACUAUAUUUAUCCUUCUGCCCUCAAAAAUUUCGACUUACCAGCUUGUGAAAUGAUAGUAUCCUUCGAUUCUAUUGACUAUAAAGUUACUCUUCAAUCUCUCUGCGGAAUUCAGCUAUUUGUAUGGUUUGAUUUUUCAAGUUAUAGAUCUGGAAGAUUUUCCGAAAAUGGAUUCCAUGUCAUGCAAGGUGUCAAAAAAAUUUAUUUUUAUCCGAAUACUGAGACAUUUGACUUGUUUGGAUUUAUUCAACAUUUGAAAGUUGUAAGUUUAGGUCAAUUAUACAUGACUCCUCAGCCCACCAAUAAAGUUUGUAUCAACUGUCUCAAUCUCUAAAUGGUUAUAUUUUUAUGUUAAAUUAAAAUUAAAAUCUAAAAAAAAAAAAAAUAAUAAGUUUAUUAAAACUUACGACAGAAAAUAGAUUUCAUAAUG